CCGAUCUGAAGACGUGAUGGCAAGUCAUGGGAUAUCGCGUGGCUCAGGUCCUGUAGUCCGCUCGGAGGAAGCGCGGCAGAAAGAGCUGCAGCAAAUCGAGGCGUACAAGGAUCUGUCCGAUCUUGUGAACACGAAGGUGAUAGAGAAGCAACACACAACUGAAGUUCUGGGACACAUCACGAAGCUCCUAAAUGAGAAUCCCGAGUACUACACAGUCUGGAACCACCGAAGGCGGGUAUUGAUCACGUUGGUCACUGAGGAAACACAGUCACCAGAUGACUUGCUGCAGGGAGACUUGCAACUGACCUUUGUGCUGUUGCGUAAGUUUCCCAAAUGCUACUGGAUCUGGAAUCACAGGGACUGGCUGUUACAGAAGACGGAAUCAUUGCUGGGGGCAGAUGCAGCAUACAAGCUCUGGACCGGAGAGUUACAAUUGGUGAACAAGAUGCUACAUGCUGACAGCCGCAACUUCCACGCCUGGGGCUAUCGACGCAUUGUUGUCUCGAAGAUUGAGCGGUUGGUGCCCUCCACGAAUGAGUGUGCAGACACAAGCUCAAGCCUUGCGCAAUCUGAGUUUGACUACACCACCAAGAUGAUCAAAUCCAAUCUGUCCAAUUUCUCUGCCUGGCACAAUCGCGGCCAGCUCAUCCCUCGAAUCCUCCGCGAGCGCAAUGCAGACGCAAAGGCACGCCGCACUUUCUUAGCAUCAGAGCUGGAGCUCAUUUGCGAAGCGAUCAACACCGACCCUUUUGAUCAAUCUAUAUGGUUUUACCACCAGUAUCUGAUGACAGCUAUUUCUCCUCUCUGUCCUCCAGACAGACUCAUUGUCCAAGAUUUGACCAACGGCGAGCGGCAGAAGUAUUACGAGAAUGAGAUGGAGUACAUCACAGAGAUUCUGGAGGACGAAACAGACUGCAAAUGGAUAUACGAGGGUCUGCUCGGGCUUGCGGAAGCGUAUCUGGAGGUCGAUGCGGGGACUGGAGGAGUUACGACGAAGGACAUGAGGAGAUGGCUGGCGGAGUUGAGGCGCUUGGAUAGCUUGCGGCGGGGUCGCUGGGAGGAUCUGGAGAGAAGGCUGCGCCUGUGAACGCACAUGACCGCGCAUCGCUUAUCAAGGCUUCUUGGUGUGCUCCGGUGCUUCAUGUGCGACAGCUGGAGCAGCGGGCACUGAAUCCUGUUGUGGGCUCUUCUUCCAAGCCCAGAAACCCAAAGCAUCGGACCAUGAGCUGGCAGCUGGUUUUGUCUCUUCCUUGACUGGGGAUUGCACCGGAGCGGACGGUGGCGUGACGGUCGUCGCAGCGGACGCGAUUGCUGUUGGACUCUUACUGCUUGCAGCUGCAGCAGCAGCUACUUCUCUGCAUAUGUUGAUUAGACGAAGUCGGACAACAUAUAUUACACAAGUAGCUUACCGGUUGUACUCCUCUGUGAGCCU
This is a messenger RNA of Boeremia exigua, 1432 nucleotides long. RefSeq lists its product as uncharacterized. Gene Ontology annotation, molecular function: Rab geranylgeranyltransferase activity. Bases 17 to 1087 code for a protein of 356 amino acids. Gene Ontology annotation, biological process: protein geranylgeranylation. The transcript has 3 exons. Gene Ontology annotation, cellular component: cytoplasm; Rab-protein geranylgeranyltransferase complex. The record is from RefSeq and is a predicted model, not a curated record. Lineage: Eukaryota; Fungi; Ascomycota; Dothideomycetes; Pleosporales; Didymellaceae.